AUGCUCAGAGAGCCGCAGCAUCCAACUCGAGGUCGCCCAGCGGCUCGGCGCGGCCCUCGAAGGCGGGACUUACCCGGAGGAGCGUGCAAGCCGCGCCGCUCACAUUCCUGGAGGCGCUUGGCCCGGCGGCUCGACGAGGGGGAUGGCUGGCGCACUCGCGCUCCCCGCUGUCGGCGAGAGGCGGCUCCAGUCGUGACAGCAGCAACAAGGAAGUGGAGGCGAGGGCUCGCGCGCGCAUCCCGGGGGCUGGAGGAGCCCCGGCCCCGCGGCCCCGCCCGGCGACACACGGCGCGGAGUCGCGACAGCCCCUCUCGCUUCCCCUCCUUGGAGUCGCGAUAUGGGGUCGUGAAGGGCAAGUAUAGGAGCACAGGUUCGCUCCGCAGGCUUCUCACCGAUGCCUGCCGAGGGCCCCGGGGGUCAAGCCCCAGGGAGCUCGAGGAAGACAGCAGGGACACGGUCGUCACCGAGGAACCGGUUUGGCGGCUGCAGCGGCAGCAGCGGCACACCACGGAUCGCCAGGGAGACCCGUCCCGGCGGCCCUCGCGGCGCACCGGAAGCGGUCGGCGGCGCGUGACUGCACGCGACCCCUGGCGCAAGCGCAACAGCCCAGCCCCAGCUUGGGGGCGGAUCCACACGAACUGCUCAAAGGCUUGGAGGGGGUCUAGUAAGGCGAACGGACUGCUUCCGGCCAGAGGUCCCGGGCGGAGGAGGAAGCUGUGGCUGCUGGCGGUGGCCCCGGCCGCUCAGCCCCCGGGCACUGCUGUGGGGCGUUCAGGAUCGGGUUCAUACGUAGUGCCGCAUCAAGUAGCGCCUUCAUCACUCCAGUGAUCUGUCCUCAAUCCGUCUCUCCCACUGGCCCACGAAUAGUGAUGGUAGUGAGUUCCUGGAGUGACUCAAGCCGAGCUGAAUGACCGUAUGGAGAGCCUCCGUAAAUCAAAUAGGAAUUGGAUUGGAUUGUCCUUUCUCUCCAGUGUCACAAGUUGUCCACAUUUGUACAAGUUCCCGCACAAGUCUCACUGUAUUCCAAUCUGCCUACUUCUCUGCAUCUACCGCCAUCACCAACCUUCUAGCCACCAUCAUCUCCUGCCUGGACUGAUGUAGUUCUCCCCACAUCCCCUCUACAAUCUGUUCUCCACGAAGCAGUCAGAUUGAUCAUUUUGCACUGUAAGUCUGAUCAAGUCACUCCCUGCUUAAAACCCUCCAGUGUCUCAUUCACUUAAAAUAAAAUUCAGACGUCUUAGCUUGACCAAGA
Symphalangus syndactylus (siamang) is the source of this 1252-nucleotide messenger RNA. RefSeq lists its product as uncharacterized. The record is from RefSeq and is a predicted model, not a curated record. Lineage: Eukaryota; Metazoa; Chordata; Mammalia; Primates; Hylobatidae.